This is a messenger RNA of Cariama cristata (Red-legged seriema), 1703 nucleotides long. It is a transcript of the gene NARF, whose product is annotated as nuclear prelamin A recognition factor. Gene Ontology annotation, cellular component: lamin filament. The record is from RefSeq and is a predicted model, not a curated record. Gene Ontology annotation, molecular function: lamin binding. The transcript is spliced from 10 exons. The coding region runs from base 1 to 1401 and encodes 466 amino acids. Lineage: Eukaryota; Metazoa; Chordata; Aves; Cariamiformes; Cariamidae.
AUGGUGAACAUAUUUUGCAUAAUACAUGUCUUUUAUGUUUUGUUUCAGGAAUGCAGUAAAAAACAGAAAAAUGAUGAUACGGAAAGUACAUCUGUUGAUGCGUUGAGUUCAAGUGAUGGUUUUGAAGAGAAAAAUGAGUUUCAUACAUUGGCUAAUGCUAAAAUACUCCUUAGCGACUGCCUAGCUUGUGACAAUUGUAUGACGUCGGAAGAAGGAGCGAGAGUUUUCCAACAGAAUCAGAAAGAGCUCUUUUGUAUCCUUAACCUUAAUAAGAAAUGUGAUACCUCAAAACACAAAGUGUUGGCAGUGUCUAUAUGCCCUCAGUCAUUGCCUUAUUUUGCUGCUAAAUUCAGUCUCUCUGUGAAUGAUGCAGCCAAGAGACUCUGUGGUUUCCUCAAAAGUCUCGGGGUGCAUUAUGUAUUUGACACCACUAUAGCUGCUGAUUUCAGUAUCCUGGAGAGCCAGAGGGAAUUUGUGCAGCGGUAUCAACGGAGAAACCAGGAGGAGCAUGCCUUACCAAUGUUUGCCUCUGCUUGCCCUGGUUGGAUCCGGUAUGCUGAGAGGGUACUUACCAAUCUUGUGACCUCUCACAUUUGCACUGCAAAGUCUCCACAGCAGAUCAUGGGCUCCCUGGUGAAGGGCUACUUUGCCAGGCAGCAGAACUUAUCUCCUGAUAAAAUUUACCAUGUAAUUGUGGCGCCUUGUUAUGACAAAAAAUUGGAAGCCUUGCGGGAAGAUUUCUACACUGCCUUGUAUAAUUCACAAGAAGUUGAUUGUGUUCUGACAUCAGGUGAAAUUGUCCAAAUAAUGGAACAGAAAAAUGUGUCUAUGAAAGAUGUGACUGAAGUAGCUGUAGAUAGUUUGUUUGAUGAAAUAAAGGAGGGAGAUGUAGUAAGGCAUGAUGGGAAGAGAUCUGAUGGUUACCUGGAGCACAUUUUUAAACAUGCUGCAAAGGAGCUUUUUGGCAUGGAUGUCAAGGAAAUCACCUACAAAGCAUUAAAGAACAAGGACUUUCAAGAAGUUACCCUUGAAAAGGAUGGUGAGACAGUCCUGCGUUUUGCAGCAGCUUAUGGCUUUAGAAAUAUCCAAAACAUGGUUCUGAAGUUGAAAAAAGGAAAGUUUUUAUACCAUUUUGUAGAAGUUCUUGCCUGCCCAGGAGGGUGCCUAAAUGGAAAAGGUCAGGCACAAACUGAAGAUGGAAAACCAGAUAAAGCACUGCUUAACCAGAUGGAAGAAGUGUAUGCUGCAAUACCUGUUAGACUUCCAGAAGCCAACAUGCACGUACAAAAGAUGUACCAGGACUGGCUGGAAGGCAUGGACUCUAAGAAGGUCCAGGAAACUUUGCACACCAAAUACAGUGCAGUAAAUCAAACAGCAGGCAAUUUGGAUAUCAAAUGGUAAUAAAUCAAACUUGCAAAAGAUUUGUUUAUGCUAGUUACAGAUUCAGCACUGGAAACAUUCUAUGCAAUCGCAGAUGCUAUGCACUAGCCGAGUGUAUGAAUGAGAUGCUUCCUAAUUGUGGAUUAUUAUUUGUGAAGAACUGUUGCUUUUUAAAAACAGAAAGAGAAGUCUCCGAAAGCCCUGGUUCCUGCCAUUGUCAUUUAACUUUUACUGUGUGUAAUAUCCUGUGUGUAAUGGAUUUCUUUAUUAAAAAAUGUGAUCUUGCAAGGUACCUAAGCACUUUCUGCCAGGGGCAGGGAGUG